AUGUAUGUGAAAGCAGCAGUACAAAAGGAAAAGAAUGAUUUGAUGAUGAAAUGUCUUGGUGUUGUUGGAGUGGUAGACGUGCCGUACUCCAUUUUGGAACCAACACACAAUAAGCAGAGUUUCGAAAAUAAAAGAGAAUAUCUUUCUUUGCUUCGCGCUAUGAAUGAUCACAUGGAACAAUAUUGGAAGGACAUCAAUUUGGCCGGCAGUGAUGGUCCAAGCGGCAUCAAAUCAUUUUGGAAGAACUUUGGUUACGAAAACUCGGACUGGAGUUCGGAAUGCACAAAUCUGGCAGAGCAUCGCAAGAAACGGUUCCUGAGGAUUGGUCACACUAUACAGUGCGAUAAAUGCCUGAAGUGGCGUCAUGUUGAGUAUCAUGCUCCGUAUGAAAUCAAUGGAAUCCCUGAAAAAUGGUGCUGUGACGAUCAUCCCAACAGUAUGUUUCGAGGAUGUUCAAAGCCAGAAGAGGUGCAGAAG
Messenger RNA from Cooperia oncophora, 477 nucleotides. Lineage: Eukaryota; Metazoa; Nematoda; Chromadorea; Rhabditida; Trichostrongylidae. The record is from the annotation of a GenBank genome assembly.